This is a messenger RNA of Trypanosoma conorhini, 525 nucleotides long. RefSeq lists its product as uncharacterized. NCBI's taxonomy places the organism in Eukaryota, Euglenozoa, Kinetoplastea, Trypanosomatida, Trypanosomatidae. Bases 1 to 525 code for a protein of 174 amino acids. The transcript has a single exon. The record is from RefSeq and is a predicted model, not a curated record.
AUGAGUGAGCAAAGCAGGAAUGACUGGGGUGAAAUGGUUCUUCCGGGUGUGUACAUGCUUAGAGGUUGCACUGCCCCUAGUCAAGGCCGAUUAGUCGGCGUUGAUGCAAGUAGACCCCAACUAGAGUUCAUUCUUGAAGCAAUAGAGGUUAUGGAACGACACACUAGCAAAUUGAAGGAGAGCAACGAGGAGAUAAGAAGAUAUCUAAGAAACCCUGAUUCCGUAAUGGAGAGCACAAAUGCGCUUUCCACGUCUACCAGUGAGGUUGCGGUGUGUGAGGCAGAGGACGUCAAUUCCAUUUUGGCGGCUGCUCUUCAGGAAAACGAGGCGCUCAUAUCCCGCAAGGAACGGGAAUUGAAUGAAUUAAAACAAUUGGUACAAAACAACCGUUGUGCCUGUAGCUACCACUCAACUCAGGAAACAAAUGUGAACCACUUGGUUCCUGCUGACGCCGGCGGCAAUCACGUGGCACCUGACGUAAGGGAAGCCACAGAUGAAAUGUCGAAUGCCCACUUCUCACUUUGA